Messenger RNA from Neomonachus schauinslandi (Hawaiian monk seal), 1813 nucleotides. It is a transcript of the gene HNRNPH3, whose product is annotated as heterogeneous nuclear ribonucleoprotein H3. The coding region runs from base 341 to 1381 and encodes 346 amino acids. Gene Ontology annotation, biological process: regulation of RNA splicing. Gene Ontology annotation, cellular component: ribonucleoprotein complex; nucleoplasm. Gene Ontology annotation, molecular function: RNA binding. The transcript has 10 exons. Lineage: Eukaryota; Metazoa; Chordata; Mammalia; Carnivora; Phocidae. The record is from RefSeq and is a predicted model, not a curated record.
CUGCUUCCCCAACACACAGGACAACCCCUUAGCGCGCAAGCGCACUUCUUGCUUAAGCGCCAAGGCGGGAUCGAGGCUCUUGUCUCGCGAGAGUGGGCCCGUCGGUCUUCGUUGCUCUCGCCCCACCCCCUCCUUCUCGCUCGCUCUCUCCCAUCCCCCCAAGCCAGUCGCUCUGCUGCGCAGCUCUCUUAGCGGUUGUCGCUGGUGGAGGCGGUUGGAAGAACCGUUGUGGCGAGUGCUACACGAGACGAGCGACUUCUUCCUCUUCCCGACCGGCCCCGCGAGCACCGGAGUCGGCGUUACUGUCGCCCGACAGGCAUUUAAAUCAAACGUUAUUGAGAUGGAUUGGGUUAUGAAACAUAAUGGUCCAAAUGACGCUAGUGAUGGGACAGUACGACUUCGUGGACUGCCAUUUGGUUGCAGCAAAGAGGAAAUAGUUCAGUUCUUUCAAGGGUUGGAAAUCGUGCCAAAUGGGAUAACAUUGACGAUGGACUACCAGGGGAGAAGCACAGGGGAGGCCUUCGUGCAGUUUGCUUCAAAGGAGAUAGCAGAAAAUGCUCUGGGGAAACACAAGGAAAGAAUAGGGCACAGGUAUAUUGAGAUCUUCAGAAGUAGCAGGAGUGAAAUCAAAGGAUUUUAUGAUCCACCAAGAAGAUUGCUGGGCCAGCGACCGGGACCAUAUGAUAGACCGAUAGGAGGAAGAGGGGGUUAUUAUGGAGCUGGGCGUGGAAGUAUGUAUGACAGAAUGCGACGAGGAGGUGAUGGAUAUGAUGGUGGUUAUGGAGGUUUUGAUGACUAUGGUGGCUAUAAUAAUUAUGGCUAUGGAAAUGAUGGCUUUGAUGACAGAAUGAGAGAUGGAAGAGGUAUGGGAGGACAUGGCUAUGGUGGAGCUGGUGAUGCAAGUUCAGGUUUUCAUGGUGGUCAUUUUGUACAUAUGAGAGGAUUACCUUUUCGUGCAACUGAAAAUGACAUUGCUAAUUUCUUCUCACCACUAAAUCCCAUACGAGUGCAUAUUGAUAUCGGAGCUGAUGGCAGAGCAACAGGAGAGGCAGACGUAGAAUUUGUGACACAUGAAGAUGCUGUAGCUGCCAUGUCUAAAGAUAAGAAUAACAUGCAACAUCGGUACAUUGAACUCUUCCUGAAUUCUACUCCUGGAGGCGGUUCUGGAAUGGGAGGUUCUGGAAUGGGUGGCUACGGCAGAGAUGGAAUGGAUAAUCAGGGAGGUUAUGGAUCUGUUGGAAGAAUGGGAAUGGGUAACAAUUACAGUGGAGGAUAUGGUACUCCUGAUGGCUUGGGUGGUUAUGGCCGUGGUGGUGGAGGCAGUGGCGGUUACUAUGGGCAAGGUGGCAUGAGUGGAGGUGGAUGGCGUGGCAUGUAUUAAAGCAUAACCACCAACAUAAAAGUCCUGACAACAGCGUCUGGUCUACUAGACUUUCUUACAGAUUUAAUUUCUUUUGUAUUUUAAGAACUUUAUAAUGACUGAAGGAAUGUGUUUUCAAAAUAUUAUUUGGUAAAGCAACAGAUUGUGAUGGGAAAAUCUGUUUUCUGUAGGUUUUAUUUGUUGCAUACUUUGACUUAAAAAUAAAUUUUUAUAUUCAAACCACUGAUGUUGAUACUUUUUAUAUACUAGUUACUCCCAAAAGAUGUGCUGCUUUCAUAAGAUUUGGGUUGAUGUAUUUUACUAUUAGCUCUACAAGAAGUAGUGUAGUGCAAUUUUAGAGGACAGUGGUUCACCUUUGCAUAAACUACAAGUCUUAUUAAUAAGCAGACAUCUGGAAUAGAACUUGGAAAAUAGUGUAACUUUUUUUUCUCC